Molecule: messenger RNA, 2702 nt
Organism: Homarus americanus (American lobster)
Lineage: Eukaryota; Metazoa; Arthropoda; Malacostraca; Decapoda; Nephropidae
Product: growth hormone secretagogue receptor type 1-like
Exons: 2
Coding region: 845-1744 (299 amino acids)
Biological process (GO): G protein-coupled receptor signaling pathway
Cellular component (GO): membrane
Molecular function (GO): G protein-coupled receptor activity
Source: RefSeq, a predicted model, not a curated record
AACCUGGUGAGCCGCCAGUGUAUCCCCAGGAGAGUACACGCUGAGAGGAUAGUGUUAGCGGAGGACAGAGUUAGUAGAGAACGGUGUUAGUGGAGGACAGUGUUAGUAGAAAACGGUGUUAGCGGAGAACAGUGUUAGCAGAGAACGGCGUUAGCAGAGGAGAGUGUUAGAAGUGAACGUUGUUAGCAGAGGACAGUGUUAGCAGAAAAUGAUGUUAGCGAAGGACAGUGUUAGCAGAGAAUGGUGUUAGCAGAGGACAGUGUUAACGGAAGAUCAAAUUAACAGAGAAAGGUGAUAGCAGAGGACAAUUUUAGCAGAGAACGGUGUUGGAACAGUGCUAACGGAGGACAGUGUUAGCAGAGGACAGUAUUUACAAAGGACAUUGUUAGCAGAGGACAGUGUUAGCAGGGGACAAUGUUAGUGGAGGACAGUGUUAGCAGAGGACAAUGUUAGCAGGGGACAUUAUUAGUGGAGGACAGAGUUAGCAGAGGACAGUGUUAGCAGAGGACAGUGUUAGCAGAGGACAGUGUUAGCAGAGUUCGGUGUUAGCGGAAAAAAGUGCUGUACACGAUGAUGACAAUGUGAUGAAAGCGACUAAAUUAAGUCAGUGACUAACUGUAGAGUGACUAACUGCAGAGUGAUUAACUGAAGAGUGACUGUUGGCAGAUAGUGACUGACUACACAGGAUUGUUAACUGCAGUGAGGGUAUAAUUGCAUUGCAUGAGUGAUUUACUAUCAGGAGUGACUGACUUCUGUGAAUGACUAACUGCAGAUAGUGAGUAAUUGCAGGAAUUGGCCAGCCGCCAAAAGCAGCACAGGAAAUGCCAUGGCCACGUGAAAGGACAUGGCUGACGACACGUGUGAGAUCCUAGUAGAAAAGUUUAAACUCCCGCUCUGGAAUUCACUGAUACAAAUGACUUUAUCCCUGAUCCUGGUGGCUGAAUCUGGCAUCACCAUUUACGUCAAUUGUCGUAGCCUCAAGUUGAGAGAGAAGACGUCCACUAAGCUAGUCACCAGCCUAGCUGUGAGUAGCGGCCUCAGCGGUUUUCUUGUGUUCAUCUUGAUGGUGGUGAAGCUGAUCCCCAUGGCGCCGAAGAAGAGUAUUAACGAAUAUCUCCUCGAACUCCUUAUUAUCGCUCCUCGUACCUUGCAUCUCAUCUCCGUUUUGUUUUUGUGUUGCCUGACGUUAGACCGCUACCUCGCCAUCUGCUGGCCUCUGCGAUACCACGACCUGAUGACGGAGUCCCGCUGUAGGCUCCUUGUGAUGGGAUGUUGGCUGCUCACAUUGAUGGUGGUGUGUGUAUUGAAUGUUUGCGUUUUCUUGCUUUCAAAGUGCAAAAAUUCCUUAGAUAACUUAUUUUUCUUCAUCACCUUCUACCUCCUGACGUUCACUCUGGCCAUCAUCGCCAUAAUGGGCAUGUACUUCCUCAUAGCAAGGGAGUUCUGGCGAAAGCGCCACCAGACAUCGGAAGUCACUAAGGCUAUGCAGGACGAUAUCAAACGCCUCAGGGAGAAAACAACACGAGAUGUCUUGGUCAUCGUCCUGCUCAACUUGAUCUUCGCCUCCCCUGACGUAAUACUGAAGCUGCUGUGGUUGGUUAGCAAGGACAUGAGGAAAAUUCUCAAUGAAAUCACCCCACUCCUUCUCCACAUCCACCUGCUCUUCUUCCUCCCGCUUUUUGCAUGGAGGAAUGCAGACUUCAACGCCGCGCUUCUCACAUGCUGCUUUGCCGUCAAGACCUAGUGCAGCACCAGGGAGUACUCGUUACUAUACACAACAACCAAGUCACGAACCAGACGAAAGAUCUUCCUACCAGUCGAAGGAACCCACUUCAGCCCCCCUGUGGAGAAAGAACCACUUUUGUGUCACCAACCUGACAAAGAAAUCUGCCUCUACCACCCACCUUGCAAAUGCGUCUUCCUCUACCACCCACCUAGCAAAGAAAUUCCUCUGCCACCUACCUAACAAAUGAACUUUUAUGCCACCCACAUAGCAAUGGAACUCUUCUGCUACCCACCUAACAUAGGAACUCUUCUGCCACCCACAUAGCAAAGGAACCCAAACAAAACGACAUGAACACACUGUAGUUCUUGAUAGAGAAGACUAUAUAUAAGAAUCUCGUUGUGUGGGAAUGGUAAAGAAAAUAAGACUCACGUGGUUUUAGAGUUAAGGCCAAAGUAUUCACGAAUGAUACCAUCAAUUAUCACUUACUUUACGAAUGAGGAAGAGAUAUACUUACAUAUUUGUGUCCUUUUCGUCCGCAUCAAAUUAAAUAUUAAUAGUACUGUAAAGAUGCCGUAUCUACUUCACUCCUGAGUUGCUUCAAGUUUAUAAGGGAUUCAUUCGUUCUAGCUUGGAGUAUUGUUCUCAUAUAUGAAGUGGCUCUUCUUCUGUCCGUUUAUUAGAUAGAGUAGAAUCAAAGCCAUUUCGUCUAAUUAACCCUUCUCCUUUAGUUGAUAAUCUCUCUUCCCUUUCUCUUCGCCAUAAUGUUGCUUCACCCGUUAUAGUACAUAUUUCUUUCCUCACACAGCCAAACUGCAGAAUGCUCUGCCUUCUUCUAUGUUUCCAUACUCUUACAAUCUGUCUCACUUCAAAAAGCUGGUCUUCCGGCAUCUUCGUGAUGGAGAUUAAUAGUCUGUUCUCCUCAUUCUUUCCUUGUGGUUAUCAGCAUAUACCUAGAUCACGCCCACCUACAGUGAUU